AUUUUUGCUGUGUUAUAUGGUAGUAAUUUUAAUAUUAGCUGCAUUUUCGUGCUUUGUUCAUAAAAGCAAAAAGUUGGACCUCUGAAAGUUGGAAUCAACUCCCCAGAGGAGUCCUUAAGAUUAUGUGCUUCCUUGGGCUUAAGAGCUCCGGCAGUCAAUAUUUCAUACUGUGCUCAUAAAAACUAACAGUGAUAUAAACAUGGGUUCUGAAUCAAAUGGUGACAGAGAUGAUGGUUCUCAACAGAGCGACUUUGAUGAUUGGCGAGGCAAUGCCAGGGAAGAACUUAAUAAGUACCUGCCGCUAUACAAAGCAGCUCUUGAAGGUAAUUGGGAAAUGGCUAAAGAUUUCUUUGAUAAUGUUGAUGAGAAAGCUGUUGCAGCGAGGAUCACUUUCUCCUCGGAGACAGCAUUACAUGUAGCUGCAGGUGCAGGACACUUGAUGUUUAUGAAGAAUCUUAUGAAACUCCUGAAACCAAAGCAGCUUGAAAUAAAGAACAAAGAGGGUGAAACAGCACUUCAAAAUGCUGUGAUUGCUGGAAACUUCGAAGCUGUAAAAGCAAUGGUGGAGAAGAACCCAAAAUUGACCCUGAUACCUGAUAAUUAUGGAUGGAUUCCUUUGGUAAAUGCAUCAAAGUACGCAUCAGUGAAGGAAGAAAAAAAGGAGAUGAUCGAUUAUCUUUAUUCAGUUACUAGAGAAAAUGAUGUGGACAACCGGCCGAGUGCCUUCUCCGGAAAUUUGGGUGCUCAAGUAAUAUGCAGUAUAAUUGGAACUGGAUUCUAUGAUAUUGCCCAUGAUAUGGUCCAAAGGUAUCCAGAUCUGGCUACAGUAACAGACAACAAUGGUGUCAGUGCAUUAGAAAUGAUGGCAGGAAGUCCACAUGCAUUCCUAAGUGGAACUCAACUGGCAUUCUGGGAGCGUAGCAUCUAUCCAUACAUGGGAAAUUAUUGGGUUGGAAAACCAGCAGACAUAGAGAAAGCUGGGGAAAGUUUGAAAGCAGGAAUUCCAUCAAGAGUCCCUUUUAUCAAACAGUUGCACAAUAAAAAAUUGAUGAACGAAGAAGCUGUAGCAUUGGUUAAAUGUAUUUGUGAAAAGAUCAUCUCCUCAAUGAGUAGCUCAGAAGUCGAAGAAUUUUUCCAACGUACAAACAUCUUGGGUACUGCAACGAAAUCUGGAACAGUUGAACUUGUAACUGAGUGUUUAGAGAAUUUUCCUGAUCUAGUUUGGGUUCGAAUGGGAGAAGAGGGACACAAUGUAUUUAUGAGUGCAGUUCAAGAACGGCAAGAAAAGAUAUUCAAUCUCGUGUAUAAAAUUAGCGGGUAUAGGAAGAAGCUGGAAGCCUCAAUAGACUUUAGUAACAACACUAUCUUGCAUUUGGCUGCGAAAUUAGAAUCUCGUUCCAAACUCAGUUCAGUGACUUGUAUUGCUCUGAAGGUGCAAAGAGAGAUCCAGUGGUUCAAGGAGGUGGAGAGUAUUGUGCCACCAUCACAUGGAUUACUGAGAAACCGUGAGGGAGAUACUGCUCAAGAUAUAUUUGAAGAUAAGGAGCACAAGAAAUUAUUUUUUGAUGGAAAAAGAUGGAUGACAGACACUUCUCAAGCAUUAGCCUUUGUAUCCGCACUUAUUCUUACCGUUGUUUUUGCUGCUACGUUUACGGUACCCGGUGGGACUUACAGUGACAACAAUGAUAUUAACAGAGGAAUCCCAAUUUUCUUACACAAAAACUCAUUCUUAUUGUUUGCAGUAUCUAAUGCCGUGGCACUAUUCUCUUCAACUUCAUCACUUCUUAUGUUCUUAGCUCUCUUAACUUCGCAGUAUGAGCAUGGCGAUUUUCUCCGGUCUUUACCUAAAAGAUUGAUUAUAGGUCUGGUAACCCUCUUUAUCUCCAUAAUUACGAUGAUGGUAGCUUUCUGUGCUACACUUGCUACUUACCUCGGACCUAGAUUCACGUGGAUUCCAAUUCCCUUGUCUAUGGUUGCUUCAGUUCCUGUGUGUAUGUUCUUAUGCACCCAUCUUCCAAUGUUUGUCAAAAUGGUUCGUUGCACAUAUGGUCGCGGCAUCUUCCGAAGAUGAUGAAGCAGGAAAAUGUUCGUUUUUACAUUUGCUUACAGAGUUUCAGUUCUUGUAUGCUCCAUCUUUACAAUAAGGUCAAGCAAAAUCUUUUGCGUUUUGUAAAUUUCUUUCCUUUUUUUGUUGGUUUUAUUAAGAAUUCGGGAAGGUUCUCGAUAUAAAUUCAGCUGGGGCAGUUUAAUGCACAAUGUUUGAAACGUUUCAGAUUCUGAAAUCUUAAUGCCAAGCUCCGGUAUGAACAGUUAUUGUGA
Messenger RNA from Papaver somniferum (opium poppy), 2319 nucleotides. RefSeq lists its product as uncharacterized. NCBI's taxonomy places the organism in Eukaryota, Viridiplantae, Streptophyta, Magnoliopsida, Ranunculales, Papaveraceae. Bases 200 to 2071 code for a protein of 623 amino acids. Gene Ontology annotation, molecular function: protein binding. The transcript is spliced from 6 exons. The record is from RefSeq and is a predicted model, not a curated record.